AGCCAGCAUGACCGAGCGCCGAGUGCCCUUCUCGCUCCUGCGGAGCCCCAGCUGGGACCCUUUCCGCGACUGGUACCCGGCCCACAGCCGCCUCUUCGACCAGGCCUUCGGGCUGCCCCGGCUGCCCGAGGAGUGGGCGCAGUGGUUCGGCCACAGCGGCUGGCCGGGCUACGUGCGCCCGCUGCCCGCGGCCGCGGUCGAGGGCCCCGCCGCGGUGGCCGCACCCGCCUACAGCCGCGCGCUCAGCCGGCAGCUCAGCAGCGGCGUCUCGGAGAUCCGGCAGACGGCCGACCGCUGGCGUGUGUCCCUGGACGUCAACCACUUCGCCCCCGAGGAGCUGACGGUCAAGACGAAGGAUGGCGUGGUGGAGAUCACCGGCAAACACGAAGAGAGGCAGGACGAGCAUGGCUAUAUCUCCCGAUGCUUCACUCGAAAAUACACGCUGCCCCCUGGUGUGGACCCCACCCUGGUCUCCUCCUCCCUGUCCCCUGAGGGCACGCUGACCGUGGAGGCCCCGAUGCCCAAGCCAGCCACCCAGUCAGCAGAAAUCACUAUCCCUGUCACCUUCGAGGCACGUGCCCAGAUUGGGGGCCCAGAAGCUGGAAAGUCGGAGCAGCCUGGAGCCAAGUAAAG
This is a messenger RNA of Ailuropoda melanoleuca (giant panda), 633 nucleotides long. RefSeq names its product heat shock protein family B (small) member 1 (gene HSPB1). Gene Ontology annotation, cellular component: cytoplasm; nucleus. NCBI's taxonomy places the organism in Eukaryota, Metazoa, Chordata, Mammalia, Carnivora, Ursidae. Gene Ontology annotation, biological process: protein refolding; response to heat; negative regulation of apoptotic process. The record is from RefSeq and is marked provisional.